Molecule: messenger RNA, 1477 nt
Organism: Chelmon rostratus (copperband butterflyfish)
Lineage: Eukaryota; Metazoa; Chordata; Actinopteri; Chaetodontiformes; Chaetodontidae
Gene: ptp4a1
Product: protein tyrosine phosphatase 4A1
Exons: 6
Coding region: 722-1243 (173 amino acids)
Biological process (GO): protein dephosphorylation
Cellular component (GO): nucleus
Molecular function (GO): protein tyrosine phosphatase activity
Source: RefSeq, a predicted model, not a curated record
UGGUCGCAGCAGACCAGGAGACUUCGGCUCCGCUCGGAGAAGCAGCACCGGCCUGUAUGGUGGAGAACCGUUUAUCAUUUUUACCUUUUUCUGGGGACCGGCUGUAUGAUUAAGCUACAAUCUUCAAUGAGUAAGCAUAUCCCACAGUUCUGUGGUGUUCUGGGUCACACAUUUAUGGAGUUUCUGAAGGGCAGUGGGGACUACUGCCAGGCUCAGCACGCUGCCUAUGCAGACGAGUGAACAGCCAAACUCGCCAUCGAUCCGACGCACUUGAGCCACAGGAGGGACCCCGGAAAGUUGGCAGGACCGGGACACCUCCCAGAACCAGCGACAACUCGGCCUGGAUGGGGUAACUCCACCCGCUGCACACUGCCCUCGUCGGCUUCCGCCUGGCCUGAAUCAAGGUGGAACCAGCCUUGUUUUUUUUCUUCCUUUUCUUUUGUUUUAUUCCAAAGGAGAGGGUUUUGAGUUGUUUCUCUGAUUGUCCGCCCCCUUUUCGGCCACCAACUCCCCAAAUUUCUCCAUUUGCCUGUCGGAGCCUUCGUUUUUGUUUAGCCUCGCCGACCUCGAAGGAAGACCGGACGGUUUCUGUUUCUGGGUUUCUAGAAGCUCGCUGGACGUUUUUGUUUGACAUUCCCUCCGAAUUUAACUAAGUGUUUACAUCCGUGUUUUUACUCUGUGGAAGACUUUUGGGUUUUGUUAUUCUUUUUACGUUGUCACAAUGGCUCGUAUGAACAGACCAGCCCCUGUGGAGAUCACCUACAAAAACAUGAGGUUCCUCAUCACUCACAAUCCCACCAACGCCACCCUGAACAAGUUCAUUGAGGAGCUGAAGAAAUAUGGCGUGACCACCGUCGUGAGAGUUUGUGAGGCCACCUAUGAUGCCACCCUGGUGGUGAAAGAAGGAAUCCAAGUUCUGGAUUGGCCGUUUGAUGAUGGAGCUCCUCCCUCCAACCAGAUUGUGGAUGAUUGGCUGAACCUGCUGAAGCUCAAGUUUAGGGAGGAGCCUGGCUGCUGCAUCGCUGUCCACUGUGUGGCAGGGCUGGGGAGAGCUCCUGUUCUGGUCGCGCUCGCUUUGAUUGAAUGUGGGAUGAAAUAUGAAGAUGCUGUCCAGUUCAUUCGACAGAAGCGUCGAGGAGCGUUCAACAGCAAACAGCUGUUCUACCUGGAGAAAUAUCGUCCAAAGAUGCGCCUGCGCUUCAAAGAUUCCAACGGCCAUCGCAAUAACUGCUGCAUCCAGUAGAGCCAAACCCUGAGCCACACACAUACACACAAGACAGAAGAGUUCAGUUCAACCUCCCUGGCAGGCUUGUUUUCUUAGUCAUUGUGUUGAAGUAUUUUACUUUGAAAUAAAUCAUGCUCGGUAAUUCAACUUUCCCCUUCCUGCUCCAGGUUCAAAAUCAAGUAAAAAAAAAAAGAAAGAAAGAAAGAAAAAAAGGAAAAAGGAUUGUGUGAACCAGAUUCACCAUGUUUUCUC